CUCCGAGCCUGCCCGUGCCGACAAAAUGGCUGAUGUGGGCUCGGGCCUGGAGGGGCCAGACCUGGGGGCGCUGAGCCCCGAGCAGCAGGCGCGGCUGCUGGAGCUCAAGAUCAGCACACGCAUUGCCAACGAGAGGUACUUGAGGGAUCACCGGGAAGUGGAGCUGCUGCUCUCAGGAUUCAUGAGAGAAGUGCUGCUGAGAAGACCAGAGAACAUCCCGGAGUUUGCGGCAGAACAUUUCACCGACCCUGAGCUGCCGAUGAAGAUCCAGAAGCAACUCAUGGAAAAAGUCAAUGCGACAGAGAGGCCCAGAGUGCGAUAGACACCCAGGAGCAUUUCCUUCCUCACAUGGUUCCUGGCUUCCCUCUGUGGUUUCUGGCAUGCAUUUAAGUUGUUGCAAUACAGCUCCUAACUCAGCUCUACAGUGUCAUCUGGAGGCAGGCAGGUACAUGCCAGGCCUGCCUUCCAAGUGCUGCCUCCUUGCUGUGCGUUUUGGAUGCUCCUUCAGGUAAUCAUUAAACCAGGCUUUCUGCCCAACCCGUUUCUGUGUCAGGGAAAAGCAGAGACCAUGAAGCUGGAGCAUCAGCCAGGCUGGCUCAGGGGUCAGCGGAGAUACAGAAAGCAACCGGUUGGUUCCUCGCUAAGCCCCCUCCUGCCUCCACUCACUAUGGUCUUUGCUAAUGUGUCAUCAGGCCUGGGCCCAUCUCUGCAACUGAUGUGCUACAGGACAUUGGUCACGUCCCCUUUCUGCCUUGGUCUUGCUCCCCUUCGCUUAGACAAUCAGAGUCUGUCUCUGUGCCAGUCUCUGCCAGCCCAGGGCUCUGGAAGGGAAGGAGGCUCUGGGGACACGUGGGUUUCUGCCACCACCUGCUGGAGGUCUCAGCAGCCACCAGAGGCCAGAACAUGGCAUGACCCCAGGCUUAGUGUCCCCUCCAGCAACAGCCUCUUUCUUCUCUGCCCGGGGCCAGUAAAGCACACUGGCCUGGCAUGUCGGAGCCCUGUGCCCAGCUGUGUGACCCUGAUAGGCUCAGCCCAGACCCCUUGUGCCUCAGUUUCCCCAUCUGUGGAAGAGGGAUGAGAAUGCUGACCUGCUGGGCAGACUUCUGCACUCUUGAUCUGGAUCACCUUGAGGCAUCGCUGUGUUCCUAUGACCUAACUAUAGAUGGACCAAGGGCAGCACUUGGGCCAACAACAGGGGAGGAUAUAGUUUGUAUUUGUCUCACACAUGUGCUGGUGCAUGGGCAUAUGUACGUAUGUACAUACACACACAUACACACCUUCCGCUCCCCACGUCAGCCUCACAGCAGUUGCCAGAGCCUCUGGGCUACAGAGGAUCCAGCUCCAAAGCCCAAGAGGCCUGGAUGAAGGAGGCCUGGCC
Molecule: messenger RNA, 1378 nt
Organism: Alligator sinensis (Chinese alligator)
Lineage: Eukaryota; Metazoa; Chordata; Crocodylia; Alligatoridae
Gene: RIIAD1
Product: regulatory subunit of type II PKA R-subunit (RIIa) domain containing 1
Exons: 4
Coding region: 26-322 (98 amino acids)
Source: RefSeq, a predicted model, not a curated record